AUGCAAUUAUCAAAGGUUUCAGGGGUUAUUUUAAGUGCACUUUUAUUUUGUACUAUUGAGGCAUAUACUACACCUGCAGAUUAUACCAAUGACGACUCUAACUAUGAAGUAACCACAGAUAGUGUUAUUGACUAUUGUGAUUCUAUGAAUAUUUGUCAGAAUAAUGGUACCUGUAGUUAUUACACACAUUAUUAUUAUGGUAUUUGCUAUCAGUGUGACUGUCCCUAUGGUUAUACAGGAAAAUAUUGUGGUUAUAGUUAUGAAUCAUUAGUAAAUCCCGUUGUGAAUUUACGAUACAAUCAUCGGGAAUCGUUAGCUAUAUCGAACUCAUUUCCACCAAUACCACGAGAUUAUCGCCACAACCCAUGUUCAUUUAAUCCUUGCUUAAAUGGUGCUACAUGUUACUCUUACCGUAAUGGUUGUUAUAAAUGUCAUUGUCCCUAUGGAUAUGAAGGAUAUAAUUGUGAAAAGCCCUUCCAUGACGUAACUACAUCGGACACAAAUACAACCCCAGACUCUAACUAUGAAGUAACCACAGAUAGUGUUAUUGACUAUUGUGAUUCUAUGAAUAUUUGUCAGAAUAAUGGUACCUGUAGUUAUUACACACAUUAUUAUUAUGGUAUUUGCUAUCAGUGUGACUGUCCCUAUGGUUAUACAGGAAAAUAUUGUGGUUAUAGUUAUGGAUUUAAUAAUUAUCAGACAACAUCAUCUGGAUUAACUGAAAAUAUUGUACAGGUAUCGUGUGAAAAUGGAUAUUUUGAUAUCGAAGUGGAUAUGGAACUAUUCCGGCAACACCAUCCAAAUGUCAGUUCCAUAUACAUGUAUUUUGGAUAUUGUCGUGUGUAUUCAUAUAAUGACUACUUUUCAUUCGGUCACUAUAACUUAAGAAGUUGUGGAUCCACUAGAAAAGAGACCUGGGAUAAGAUCAUCUAUAGUAAUACUAUUUAUGUUAUGGAUGAUUCGGUCAUCACUAGAGAUGGUGGUAGUUACUUGGUACAAUGUAAAAUGGAAAGAGAGGCGUAUGGUGAAGGACAAUGUUCUGUUGACUCCACAACAGUUAUCUAUAAUACAACAUUCGGCUUCAAAACGUUUGAGUUUAUAAAAGAGAAGGGCGAAAUUGAUAUUGUAUGUCGAGUUUUCAUCUGCACUGAAGAUGAUAACUCGUACAGAUGUACCAGACGUUGCUCCGGGUACAGAAAACGACGUUCUACAGACAAUGAUGAUAAGCCUAUUUCAAUAUAUGAAGGACCAUUUGUGUUCGCAGCCGAUGAUGAGGCAGAUACUACCACUGCUAUAGCAGUCGGUACAACAGCUGGUGUUGUUGCAGUGGUUGCAUUUGUUGCAGUAACUAUUAAGGUGGUGGCACCAAAGGUUGCAGUUGCUGCAGCCGGAUACAGUAGUGUUGCUAACGCUGCUCCCGCCGUUGCAACCGUUUAA
Messenger RNA from Lottia gigantea (owl limpet), 1437 nucleotides. RefSeq lists its product as hypothetical. Bases 1 to 1437 code for a protein of 478 amino acids. The record is from RefSeq and is a predicted model, not a curated record. NCBI's taxonomy places the organism in Eukaryota, Metazoa, Mollusca, Gastropoda, Lottiidae. The transcript has 14 exons.